CAGUCCCUCUGGUGCUUCAAAAUGGCGGCAACCAAGAGGAGAUUUACUGUUCCAUCUGCAGAGGAUUUACACGGGGAGAUCCAAGUGUCAAGGCCAAAACCAUUGUUUAAUACGUACAAGAAAUACUGUAAAUGUAUUGAGGAAAAAAAGGAUGACACUUCCACUUGUACUACGAAUGUUAAUGAUCGAAAGGGAGACGAGAAAAAUGACCUUGCAGCGAGAACUUUACACGAGCAAUCGCAAGAAGAUCAAAGGAUAGUAGAAGUGACCUUAGAUCCAAAUCAGGAUUCUUUAAGUAAGGAAAGUAAUUUGGAGCCUUCUGAAAACAAUCACACAUCAGCGGCUAUAACGAGUGCUGGCGCUGGUUCAGUCAAGCCAACAGUAGGAAAGACAUUUCGAGAAACAUUCGCUUUUCUGGAGGAUACAAGUCACUUUAAAGAGACAGUUGCUAAGAUAAAAGAAAAAGAGUCAACUAUAGACGUUAAAGGUCCUCCUGUAAGCUCCAGGUCAAAAAGUAAUGCCAUCAUCGUUAACCCACGACAGAAAGGAAAUCCAGUAUUAAAACAUGUGAGGAAUGUUCCAUGGGAGAUGGGAGACAUUAUUCCAGAUUAUGUACUUGGUCCAACAACUUGUGCUUUAUUCCUAAGUUUAAGGUAUCAUCACUUUAAUCCAGAGUACGUUCAUGAGAGAUUACGGCAGCUUGGACAGAGAUAUCAACUAAGAAUACUUCUGGUUCAAGUUGAUGUGAAAGAUCCUCACCAGACCCUCAAGGAGUUAGCUAAAAUGGCAAUGAUGGCUGACUGUACUCUUAUGCUUGCUUGGAGUCCAGAAGAGGCAGGGAGGUACCUUGAAACCUACAAAGUGUAUGAAAACAAACCACCUGAUGCCCUACUUGGUCAAAGUGAAGGAGAUUAUCUUAGUAAGCUCACAGACUGCCUUACUACAGUGAAGGGCAUUAACAAGACAGAUGUUGUCUCUCUGAGCUCUACAUUUGAAUCCCUAGCUAACAUGGCUACAGCUUCAAAGGACAACCUUGCUUUGCUUCCUGGAUUUGGACCUCUUAAGGUAUUUGACUUUCCACUUACUGUACGCAAGCUUUCAAAAUAUGAAAAGUUCAAUUUCAGAAGGACAAAAUUAUACAUCUUUAGAGAACUGUGCAGCCAAGGUUUAACAGCCUGAAAAGGUAGUGGGUUAUUUGUUUGUUGAUCGCAAAUAGACCCUUUCAUCUUGGGUGGUUUGUUGUGACGUUACAUGUGACGUUACUCUUGAGAAUUCUUGCUUUCAAGCUUUCUAAUAGUUGCAUGUAUCUGAAUGAAUAAAUUUUAGGUGGUACAGUGUUCCAGUCAUUAAUGGCACAGUAAACAAAACAGUUUUGGUCCAAGUAGUGAUUUGAUUUAGGCCUACAAGUGCUUAUCUUAUGUCCAUUACUCUGAUUAGCACUCACUAAAAGGAAGUUAUGGUUUCUUGAAACUUUUGACAAUAAAAAUCAACGGUAAAACACAACGUUGCUAUCGUACUUCGGUCAAUUGAACAGUGAAUAUAUAUAUAUGCAUGUAAGAAGUAUGAAAAUGGGGUCUGAUCGAUCGCUGACAGCAGAUGAGGAAGCAGGUUGUUCCGAUGCUUUGGCAGCAACAAACCAUGAAAUAGUAGAGUUCACAAGAUUUUCAGGAUAUUUUAGUCGAGAAAACAAUCAUUUCAGUCGAUCACAUUCUUCAGAGAAGUAACGCCAAUUGGAUGAAAGUUGAAAUGCAUGAUCAAGCAUAGUUUCUAAUAACCCACGUUUGUAUAGGUCAUCUACAUGGCUCUAUUUUGUAAUGUAGCAGGAGGCCAGUAUUUGUGGGUUUAACAUACACCUUAGUCUCAACUUGUAGCUGCAUGAUUAUGUUUGUUGAGCAGCUGGGAGCCCAAAAAAGGAAGCAUGCUAUUACUUUCCUUCUCCAUGGUGAACUUAAUAGAGGAAUGACACUGGUUUAAAAUCUCAAGGAAAUUGUCUGCUGAUGCUUUGUCCUGCAUAAUGGUCAGUGUGUCAUCCACAAAUUUCUUGUAGUAUGUGGGCAUCUUGCCUUCACAAUCCAAGGUUUCUUCAUUGCUGCACAUAAAAACGUUGGCUAAUGGAGGACCAAGGGGGGAGCCCAUAGCAACUCCAUCGAUCUGUUCAUAUAGCUGGCCGUUGAAUGUGAAAAGUUGGUCCUUUGUUGCCGCUCUAAGAAGAUCAACAACAUCAUAGGAAACCAGAAUAUCUCUGUUGUUCAUCGCCAAUUCGUGGACCUUGUUCAUGAACUUGAAGGUGUUGCUUAUCGUAUACUGGUUUGUGGCGAGAGGUUUUAGUUUGUCAUCUAGCCAUUUGGCAUAGCUAACUCUUUCUUUCUUAUGUUGGUUUCACACGCCGCCAUCUGCACCAACGUGUCGAAGAACACAAAAACUCUUCAUCAAUAGGCAAGCAUUUUCGUGUCAAACAUUCUUUGGCCCCAAAAGAUCUUACAAAGAAUUUUAGUGUUUUAGUGAAGUGCACAAACAAAUUUGACUGCCUUGUCUAUGAGAUGUUUUUUAUUCAC
Orbicella faveolata is the source of this 2555-nucleotide messenger RNA. RefSeq names its product DNA excision repair protein ERCC-1-like. Gene Ontology annotation, biological process: UV-damage excision repair; mitotic recombination. Gene Ontology annotation, molecular function: single-stranded DNA binding; damaged DNA binding. Lineage: Eukaryota; Metazoa; Cnidaria; Anthozoa; Scleractinia; Merulinidae. The record is from RefSeq and is a predicted model, not a curated record. Gene Ontology annotation, cellular component: nucleotide-excision repair factor 1 complex; ERCC4-ERCC1 complex; nucleus.